Messenger RNA from Alligator sinensis (Chinese alligator), 1073 nucleotides. It is a transcript of the gene PSMB4, whose product is annotated as proteasome subunit beta 4. The record is from RefSeq and is a predicted model, not a curated record. Lineage: Eukaryota; Metazoa; Chordata; Crocodylia; Alligatoridae. Gene Ontology annotation, cellular component: proteasome core complex.
AUGGCCGCCCGCGCCGAGACGCAGGAAGCGCGCCACACACAAGAUGGCUGUCCCCGCCGAGGGGCAGGAAGCCACUUUCCCCGGAAGCGCCACGCUCAAGAUGGCGGCGCCCCGGGACGGUGCCCGGCAGGGGCCAGGCGGCGGCGGCGCAUGCGCGUGGUGGAGCUGGGCCGCGCCGCAGUGACUAAGAUGGAGGCCGCGGGAAUGGUGUCGGUGCCGUGGGCCGGGGGCCGCGCUCCGGGACAACUUUGCGCGCUGCGGGCCGGGCCUGGGCCGGGGUUGCAGCUGGACCUGGACCUCCAGGCCGGCGGCGGGGAGGUGGUGGCGGCCGACACGCUGGGCUCCUACGGGUCGCUUGCCCGCUUCCGCAACAUCUCGCGCAUCAUGAAGGUGAACGACAACACGGUGCUGGGGGCGUCCGGAGACUACGCCGACUUCCAGUACCUCAAGCAGGUCAUCGACCAGAUGGUAAUCGACGAGGAGCUGCUGGGCGACGGGCACAACUACAGUCCAAAGGCCAUUCAUUCCUGGCUGACCCGAGCCAUGUACAGCCGGCGAUGCAAGAUGAACCCACUCUGGAACACCGUUGUUAUUGGAGGCUUCUACAAUGGCGAGAGUUUCCUAGGUUAUGUGGACAUGCUGGGUGUUGCCUAUGAAGCCCCUACGCUGGCGACAGGGUAUGGAGCUUACCUAGCUCAGCCGCUGAUGAGGGAAGCUCUGGAGAAGAAACCCAUCCUGACGAAGGAGGAGGCGCAGGACCUGAUUGAGCGCUGCAUGAAAAUCCUCUACUACCGGGAUGCCCGGUCGUUCAAUCGAUUUCAAAUCGCUGUCGUAACAGAAAAAGGAGUGGAAGUGGAAGAACCUCGCUCUGUUGAAACCAACUGGGACAUAGCACAUCUCAUCCGGGGCUUUGAAUGAGCACUGAAGAACGAGCACUCCAGGCUGCCAGCUCUGCAGUCUCCCUUUGCAUCCUAUAAUCAGUUAUUUCUGCUGAUGCUGUAAUCCACCUCGAUGUGGAAGUUUUGUAAAUGAAGUAAACUUGUUGAAACAUGUUGGUUUCUUUGCACUGUCAA